This is a messenger RNA of Cylindrotheca closterium, 5565 nucleotides long. NCBI's taxonomy places the organism in Eukaryota, Bacillariophyta, Bacillariophyceae, Bacillariales, Bacillariaceae. The record is from the annotation of a GenBank genome assembly.
AUGAAUCAUUCUAUAUCACAAGAAUGGAAUGGCAGUAUUGGGGAGACAUCUGCCGGUAGAGCAGGAUACAGCAAUGGUACCAACAACGACGCCAGUGCCAUGGCACCUUCCAAUAAUUCCCACCGUCCAAAACAGCCAACCACCGACUUUGAAGGAACCAUUGAAAGGCUUCUAUCGCAAGUCGAACCACGGGAUUCACAAUUAUUCAAGCCCAAUGAAUUGCAAAGUCUCACGCAGUUGUGCGCCAUUCAGUCCAAUAUGCAAGAAUCCAAGCAUUUUUCCAUCAACAAUGAUUUGGGCUUUUCCGAUGUUCAAGUCGAUGCCACCACUCAAUUGGUUUCCAUAUUAGAAGAUCAUGUCAAGGCAGCCACGGCGACCAAUGUCAUUCAACAAACAUAUCAAGCUUCCAUGUCCAUCAAGAAUGCUACCCAGGCUGCCAAAGCCAAUGGGGACAAUACCAAUGCUGCCAGGCUUGCUGCCAAUGGAGGCAUUAUCAGUAUCGAUCAGUGGAUCCAAUAUCAAGGAAAGGAAUCCGUCGCCAUACUCCAACAGGGCCUCGAGGCAGCCUCCAUUUUGCUAUUCAUCAUGGCCAGUCCAGGAAUGGAUCGACGAGUCGUCAGUGAAGAUGCCAUUGCGUCUACCAUUUCUUUACUCCGACAUCACUUGAGCAAGAAUAUUUUGCCGGCCAUUAAUCAAGUGGGACAUUUGGUGGCGGCCAUGGACGCCAAUUCUGCCAAUUCCAAGAAAUCGACGACGACGACGACGACGACGACGACGAGUCCGAAUCCCAAAAAGCGGCGGCGGUCCAGUGGAGCCCACAAUGCUGCAGCCGCGACAAGUGGUGGUGGUGCCGGAGCCAAAGAUAUGAAAAAAGUGUAUCCCUGGAUCUUGAGAACGGCCAGUGCUACCAUCUUGCUGCUGGAAAAUUUGGAUUCCCUCGUACAAAAGAUUCCAUUGGACGACCAAGAAUUGCUCCUGAUUACCUCGGGGUCCAUGAUGACUCUGGAAUUGGAUCCCUUGGUCCAUCAAACCCAAUUGGUACAUCAACUUCAUGUGGUCACUAAUAAUCUUGUCACGAGCAUCUUUCGACGGUAUCCACAGUUGCGGCAUGUCAUUUUGGAAGACUUGUUUCCGUUGAUGCCCAAAAUGCCCUCCUCCAAGCGAUCCAUGCGGACGUAUUCAAUUCAACAACAGGCCUCCAGCAUCUUGUAUCCAUCAGGGUUGGUGCAAUUGUCACAAAGUAUGGCACCGUCCAAUACAGAACCACUCUACAUUCAAACCAUUUCAGUUCUCAUCAUGUCCUUGGUGCAGUCGGCCGUCCGACGGCCGUCGAAAAAGUCCGCGGAGGAAAGCAGUGGUGGUGACAAGAACAAUGCUACUGCCAAUGCUAAUGCAAAUGCUAAUGCUGACGAUGACGAGGAGGAUGCUUCCAAGACCAAUCCACUGCAAUCAGGGUUGCGACAUUGUCAAGCCAUUAGUGACUUUUUUGUCCAACACUUGAUGCAACGAUGCGCCAAAAAGGGAGAAGAUGGCGGAGCCUCAGAAUUUAGACCCAUUCUGGCCAAUCUCAUUGACGACUUGUUGUUGGUGGUCUUGAUUCCAGAGUAUCCGGCAGCGGAAAUGAUUUUGCUCAGUGUGGCCAAUCGCAUCAGCAACGAUUUGUUGCAGGUGGCAUCCUCGUCCAAAUCGUCCAUGAGUUCGGAAACGACCUAUCUCAAUACCAUCUUUGAUGCCUUUGGCAAGAUUUGUGCCGCCGAAGCCAAGGUCCUCAAGUUUGCUAGGGAACGACCCGUGCACAUGCGUCAUCCGAUUCGCAAUGAAGGGGACAAGCAUGUGGCCUUUUACUUUGCGGACAAUUCCUUUUCCAAAGACAAGCUCAUGAUCAAUUGCAGUCGAUGUCAUACCUGGUACCACGGGAGCUGCGUCGGAUUGUCCCGGGACAAUAUGCCGGAUCAAUGGAUUUGCGAUGCCUGUCAACUGGCGCGGAUUGGGGAAUUGGAAAAGGAUCGUAACACCAACCUGGGGGAUAUGGGGUGCUCGAUCUCACUAAUGGACGAAACCUAUUGCAUGCAACGUUUGUUGAUUGACUACUUGUCCAUUAUUGCGCGCAAGAACGGGGAACGAGGGAUUCAAGAUGCCUAUGGCUUUCAACUGGCCCGAUGGAUUGUGGAAUUGAAUGGUCGGAAUGGUAGUAAGAACUCACCCUCCAAGAGAUCUCGGAAUGGAAAUGUACAGUACAUUGUCGACUAUGAGAACGAAAGUGAACCGAAUUUGGAACCACUGCUAGUGCGAUUGCUUGAAUUGUGGGAUCCCAGCGAAUCUUCGAAGCUCAAUCCAGCAGCGGGUACCAAAUCACUGAGUGGGAUGCUCCAUUGUAUCUCUGAUGAGGGACGAAGUCGGAUGAUGGUCCACCUCAUAUGCAACCAGUCCAUGUUGCUCAUGUCCUUCCGGCGACAAAUCGAUUUGAUUGUCAAACUCAUGGCAAAUGAAAACUCGGCGUUGCUGCGCAAGUUGUCGCUCAAGGCGAUUGAGCGGGUAACAGACUCGGACCAACAAUUGAUGAUAUACUCCUUUAUGAAAAAGGCCGUGACACUUCGUUUUUCGGAUGAUUCCAUUUCAGUUCGCGAAGCUGCAGUCUCACUGGUGGGGUCCUACGUUGUGCACUCUCCGGAGGUUGCCACCUCGUUCCACGCUGCAUUCAUGAUGGGGUUGAGCGAUUCUGGUUUGAGUGUUCGGAAGCGAACCAUCAAGAUUUUGGAGACUAUCCUCUGUUCCAAUCCAAAGUACAAGGGACGAGCUGAAGCUUGUAGCGUAAUGUUACGAUUGGCGGCAGAUCCGAAGGAAGACGACGGAGUUCGAGAUCUGAUUCAUGCCGUGUUCCUCAAGGUCUGGUUGGACAAGGGAGACGAAUCAAUGCCAGUGUUCAAUCCUACGAGCCCCAUAACACCGGAAGCGCAAUCACCGAUUCCGGCCGCCUAUACAGGCCGGGGAUCCUUCGUCGAGGGAUUAGAAGAACGACCUGUUGGUCACAAUGGUCUGUCCACUCCGAAUGCUGCUUCGAAAGGGGACCUUUUGUCGCCACUUCCAACCAGAGAGACUCGAUCCACCGAACGGAGAACGAAGAAACGACGACUUCAGAUUCGAUCCGAAAUUGCUGCUGAGCAGAUGGUAGAGGUUGUCAAAGCAGCAGAUACAGGGGAGCACUUGACAAGCUUAUUCAGGGAACUACUACAUGCCUCAGCCGACGCGGAUACAGAACGAAAGUCAUCGCAAAAACGAAAACAGCUCAGUAUCGCUCAAGAGCAUUGUUCGAUGCUGGUGGACGCUCUUCUUGAAAUUCUUCUUUCUUUUGAAGAGAACCGAGAGAGUGUUACUCAGCCUGGGAAGGAAUUGGUUGCUAUAAUGCGGUUGAUCAAAGUCUUCACAGAUGUGUGGCCUUACGCUCUGGUGAAGCACCUGGACACACUGCUUCCAUACAUGAAGGCUGAUAAUGGCGUUGGUAUGCAAGACGAAGCUGUUGUUGUCAGCUCAUUGGCAGACAUCAUAUCGCAAGUUUCCAGUAUUUUGCAGCAGGAGGACAUUGAGCACCUUGAGAGUACGUCUCUCGCUUCAGACCUCGGAAACGUCACAUACAAAUUGGGUCGAAUUGGGUUGACAUCAGCAACUCGCACUCUUUGUGUUCUGGCUCACCACAAGUACGCUGGCGAGGAAAGCAAAUUUCGCAAAAAGAUGCUUUCAAUAGCCAAUGUUUUCUACGGCGUUCUACAAAAGCACAAGGACGUGAACGAUUUCUCUCAGCACGGAAGAAAAGCCAGGGCAAAUAUCCAACGAGCACUCAGCGUGCUUGGGUCGGUAUGUCGAUACCACGAAGUAGCACUCAAAGAUGACGAAAUGGAUGUGGACAACGCGGAAGAUGAGAACGACGAGAGUGAAACUCAGGUGGCGGCAAAACCAUUGACCUGGGAGAACACAACGAUACAAUGCCGAAAACUGUUUGAAGUGUACAUGAAGAAAGAUCACGUGCAAACCAAGUGUGUUGCUCUUCGAGCAAUGUGUGGCAUCUUCAUGGCCCAUCCAAGGGAGCUUUUCCGCAUGAAUCAAGAAGGUCUCAUAGGAGAGGUAAUGUCGGAGGCUUCGCCAGCAAGUAUUCAGUUGGAGGCACUCCGAUGCUGGCGGGAGAUUUUGCUUGCCGAGGAGUCUCGAAUUGAUAGUGGUGAAGCAAAGGCGAAGAUGGAUUCAAAGACGAGCAUUACCGUUUCCAAUAAGAUUUCCGGAGAUCAAGACGCGGACGCCACCUUGUUUGGAGGCGUUUUGACCAGCCAUGCUUCGCGCCUCUUUCAGAUGACACAGUCGAAAGACAGAACCCUUCGCUUUGCAGCACUUGAUCUAGUCGGUCAUCUCUUGCGCCAGGGACAAGUCAACCCGAUGGAGACUGUUCCAUUUUUGCUUGCCUUGCAAGGGGAUGUAGAGGAAGAUGGUAUUCGCUCACUUGCUUUGAAACUGCUCAUGACCGAAGGAGAGAAGCGUACGGAUAUGUUGCGACAACGUGUCUGUGCUGGAGUAAAGCAGGCGUAUCUCUUUCAGAAGUCUGCAUAUCCAGACUUGGAAGAAGUAUCAGCUCUAGUGCGAGUCAAUCGGCACGGUACUCGCAUGACGGAAUGCGUCUUUUCACGAGUCUUCGAAGAAUGCAUCCGUAGCAUCAAGAAGCAGCGACAUGGUUUGUUCCGCAAUCUCCUUACUCUUUUUGAUAUCAAAAGCCGAAUGGAUUCCGAAGAAAUGACUCCUAGGAAGAAGAAGAAAAAGGAGUCUGAAGAGACGACCAAUGAAGACACUUCAUUUUUGAAAGACCUUCCAAUGCUUUGCUUUACUUCACAGGUUCUGGCACAUUUGCCUUACUCUGUGGCAUCGGAUCCGUUGUACAUCAUCCAUGUAAUCACUGCCAGUUUGGCACUAAGAGCACCUGAUCUAUUGGAUCGCUUGGCUAGCUUUCUUCGUCCUUACGGCUUAUCGAGCAGCGAUGUCAUGGACGAGACCAAUGCGGAAGCAGAUGUUCUUGAAAAAGCUGCUAAAGAGAAGAGCCCGAGCCAGGCUAUUGAAGUGACCAAGCUCUUGAAAUCGAACUUUGACCAGGAGACAUUCACCGAACUCUGCGCCGAAGCUGGUGCCUUGUCAUUGAUGCUUCGUCUGAAGGCAUUCUUGCGCAAAGCUUACAACUUGAGCGAGGCGCGAUGCAUUGCCUACAGCCCCGAUGAGAAAGAUCGAGUGGCAGAGCGUGCCAUUACCAAAGCAUCGACCAUGCAAUUUCAGUCUAGUUUGCCCAUGCUCGCGCACCAAAACGAUGAAGAGUUGGACAACAUGAUCUUUCAGUAUGCCGAAUUCCGUCAGCUCAUGCGAGCUGAGACUAGCAUGGAAACCAAGCUUGAGUUGGAGGACGACUCUGAUGGAGACGAUAUUGCUGUUACUGCUGUCACUGCUGUCACUGCUGCUACUGCUGCUACUGCUGUUACUGCUGUCACAACAGGAGAAAGCAACGGUAGCAAGAGAAAGCGAAACUCCGUAUCAUAG